CCGUCACGUCGCGUCUAGGCAGGCGUGCUCAUCAACCCUCAUCACCACAGCUCUGCGUACCUACCUACCUCUCGCAACCGAGUUUCCUAACAGCCUGACUAGUAUUCGAGCCGCUACCAGCUGUAAACAGAAGCUCUGUAUCAAGUCUUAUAACAAUUCAUCUCGAGAAACUACCAUUAGCCGAACUAUCGUUAUCCGCUACUCAUGUGCAAAUAGCUGACGCAGUCUCGCUCCUCCCGCAAUGCCUGCUCCUGGCGACCAACACAGUCGCAUAUCGAACCCGUUCGAGGAUGUAAAGCCCCGUGUAUCCGAAUACACCGCCCAAGAGAUUGCAACGCUGCAAACACGGCUUGAAAGACAACUAGGGCCCGAGUACUUGUCUGCUCGCGCAGGUCCCUCGGGGCAGAAGGUCCACUAUGUUGCUGCCGAGAAGGUCAUUGGGCUUGCCAACGAGGUCUUUGGCUUCAACGGGUGGUCGUCAUCGAUCCAGAACAUCCAGGUCGACUUUGUGGACGAGCACCCACAGACCCUCAAGAUCUCGCUUGGGCUGCAUGUCGUCGUGCGUGUGACCUUGCGGGAUGGGACAUUUCAUGAGGAUAUCGGCUACGGACACAUUGAGAAUUGCAAGGGCAAGGCUAUGGCUUUCGAGAAAGCAAAGAAGGAGGGGACCACAGAUGCCCUAAAAAGGGCGCUUAGGAACUUUGGCAAUGUGCUAGGCAACUGUGUCUAUGACAAGGCAUAUCUGGCCAAGGUGACCAAGCUCAAGGUCGAGCCGACCAAGUUUGACGAAUUGAACCUGCAUCGGCAUGCGGACUUUGCCAAGAAAGAUGUUGUUGCAGAACCCAGGUUGCCGCCCGUCAAGCCGGAGCCUUCAAAUACUGCUUCAGCGGCGCCACAUCCUCCAUUGCCACCCUUGCCAGAAGCAGAUUCUUUUGAUGAUUUGCUCGGAGAAUUUGACGAAGCCGACUUUUGCGUUGUAGAUGCAGAUGGCCAUCCGGACGAGGUCGUUCUCCCUGAGAAUUCACAUGCAUCGGGUAGUAGUGGCAACACCGGGGCGAGCACCACGAAUAGGGGGCCAGGGGCUCCGUCAGGCAACCAGUCAAACCAACAGCGGCCAAUGCAGCCAUCCUCACGAAUGAACUUGAAUGGUCCGGCCGGACGCCCUCAACCUCAAACCCCCAACCACCAAAUCAAUAGAUCAGGCCCUCAAAACGGUUCUAUUAACAAUCAACAGAAUAACCAUGGAAUGCGUCCUUCGCCGCACAUGGCAAACCAGGGCCGGCCACCUCCACCGCCGCAGAACAAUAACAACACUAGCAAUGGUACGGGCCCACAUCAGCGCCCUCUUGGUAACGGCCCGCAGCAAAACACGCCGCCGCCGAACAAUGGGGCCGCAACCGCUCCAAGCGGUGCAGAACCUGUGGCUUUCUUCUCGGCGCGUGCGGUUGCGAGGGUUCCGGAUGAUGCCUCCCUUCCACCGCCGCCAGGUACAGCGACACCUACGGCCUUGUUCAACCCGAAAGCAGAAAGUCCUUCGAUUCGCAAGACGCCAGGCAUUGAUCACUCGUCAUCGAGGCCAGUCUCAAGAACAGGCCAGCACGUUCCGGCUAAACCCGUUCAAGAUGGUGGAGGGCUUGCUAAUGACAAUCCCUCUAACAAUGCUGGAAAUGGCGUACAAAACCAGCCACAAAAGCCGCAGCCAUCGCAACAACGUGGAAGUAUUCUCAACCCUCAGUUUGACCAGUCCCGACGCAUUGGAGCUCCUGGCGGGGCUGCAAGUCCGCUCUCGAAUAGGAAUCAGUACAGGCCGCCCACCAUGAUGAAGAGGCCACCGCUGGCGGAUGUGCCCAAUGGGACCUCAAAUGGCAAUGGGACCCCUGGGGAUUCCAAAAGGAUGAAGCUUAAUUAGGGCCAAUCGUAACUCUGAGGAUGACGUGCCGGAGGGGGGGGGGGACAAUGGGAGGUUAUUAGACAAAUGAGUCAGUCUUUAUGUCGGGAUUAGGGCCACGACUGCGAGCCGUGACGAAUAAGUGUCUUUCAGAGGAUUGGGUUGCCAUCGAGGAGGAACAAACAAACGAACACUGUUGCGUUACGAAACUUUAGAGUCUGUUUUGCUUGUUUGGUGUUAGGAGUCUGGGGUUUUGUUGAUUAACUAAUAAAUGGUACAUGGUUCUGCGUUCACUGCAAGACUUGGGCCAGGAAAUUGCAGUGACAGGACAGAGA
This is a messenger RNA of Pyricularia oryzae 70-15, 2223 nucleotides long. RefSeq names its product DNA repair and recombination protein rhm52. Bases 242 to 1909 code for a protein of 555 amino acids. Gene Ontology annotation, cellular component: nucleus. NCBI's taxonomy places the organism in Eukaryota, Fungi, Ascomycota, Sordariomycetes, Magnaporthales, Pyriculariaceae. Gene Ontology annotation, biological process: DNA recombinase assembly; double-strand break repair via homologous recombination; double-strand break repair via single-strand annealing. The record is from RefSeq and is a predicted model, not a curated record. The transcript is spliced from 4 exons.